UAGCAAAUAUAUAAUCUAGAUUUUUAAAGUUGCUACAUAUAUAGAUAUAUAUAUAGAUAUACACAAGUUCUACUAGUAGUGAUGGCAUACUACUUGUACAUCCCAAAGUGGCUCUUCUUGACUGGAAUAAUUGCAAUGAAGUACUACUGUUGCGUCACCGCUGCAGCGGUGGCAAGGAAGGGCAAAGUUCCGGCGGUCAUAGUGUUCGGAGACUCGUCAGUGGAUGCGGGAAACAACAACCAGAUUCUCACACUUCUGAAGAGCAAUUUUAAGCCCUACGGCCGUGAUUUCUCCGGCAGUCGCCCCACGGGGCGGUUCUGCAAUGGUCGGAUUCCGCCGGAUUUCAUCUCGGAGGGUUUUGGCUUGAAACCUGCUGUUCCGGCUUACUUGGAUCCCAUGUAUGACAUCUCGGACUUUGCCACCGGCGUUUGCUUUGCUUCUGCCGGAACUGGCUACGACAAUGCAACCUCUGAUGUACUAAAUGUGAUACCACUUUGGAAGGAAGUGGAGUACUACAAGGAGUACCAAAACAAACUGAGAGCCCAUCUUGGCGAUCGGAAGGCAAACAGAAUUUUGAGGCAAGCAUUGUAUUUGGUAAGUUUAGGAACAAACGAUUUCCUCGAGAACUACUACAUCUUCCCCCGCCGGCAAUCCCAAUUCACCGUCGAGGAGUACCAAGAUUUCCUCGUCGGGAUUGCUCGAAAUUUCUUCACAAAACUCCACAGCCUUGGAGCUAGAAAAUUUUCCCUAACUGGUGUCCCCCCCAUGGGGUGCUUGCCAUUGGAGAGAGCCACAAAUAUUUUUGGUCACAAUGAGUGUGAGGAGAAGUAUAACAAAGUGGCUGCGCAAUUCAAUGCAAAGUUGAAGAAUAUGGUGGCAAAGCUGAAUCAAGAGCUCCGUGGCCUUAGAUUGGUGUUCACGGAUAGUGUUUAUGAUAUCUUUUAUGACAUGGUUAAGAAGCCUUCUUCAUAUGGAUUUGAGGUUGUGGGAGUGGCAUGUUGUUCUACAGGGACAUUUGAAAUGAGUUAUCUCUGCAGUGAGUUAAAUCCAUUUACGUGCAGUGAUGCAAAUAAGUAUCUAUUUUGGGACGCUUUCCAUCCGACAGAGAAAACUAAUCAUAUUAUAUCCAGUCACUUGAUUCCUUUUCUCAAACAGAAGUUUCUUAAUUGAUCCAUUUUUCUGUACCUCACUGGAGAAGGGACAAAAAAAAAAAAAAAAAAACAGCCCUAGCUCGACAUUGUUUUGUAGAAUGUGAUAUGUGAUUAUUAUCUUGAGCUUUCUAUGCUAUAUAAUAUCU
Morus notabilis is the source of this 1297-nucleotide messenger RNA. Its product is annotated as GDSL esterase/lipase At2g04570. Gene Ontology annotation, molecular function: hydrolase activity, acting on ester bonds. The record is from RefSeq and is a predicted model, not a curated record. The coding region runs from base 82 to 1170 and encodes 362 amino acids. The transcript is spliced from 3 exons. Lineage: Eukaryota; Viridiplantae; Streptophyta; Magnoliopsida; Rosales; Moraceae.